Vicia villosa (hairy vetch) is the source of this 942-nucleotide messenger RNA. RefSeq lists its product as uncharacterized. Lineage: Eukaryota; Viridiplantae; Streptophyta; Magnoliopsida; Fabales; Fabaceae. The transcript is spliced from 3 exons. The record is from RefSeq and is a predicted model, not a curated record. Bases 1 to 942 code for a protein of 313 amino acids.
AUGGCUGCUCAAAGUUCCCAAUUUAAAGAAGAAACGAGAAGUAAUUUUAGGAACAUGGGUGCAUCAAUUAAAAAUAUUGAAAUCCAGAUGAGUCAAAUAGCACAACAAUUGGCAAGUCCUCAGAUACUUGGUGCUCUACCUAGUGCCACAGUUACGAAUACCAAAGACCAUAAUAAUGUGAGCGCUAUAGUAACUAGAAGUGGUAAAGCUAAAGAAGUUGUGAAGGAGAGUGCUCAAGAAGAAGAGCCAUUGCUUGAAAUGGAUGUGGAAAUAAAAGAGAGUGUGGUAGAAGCUGAAGACUUAGGUGUGUUGGAACCAACAACUAAAGGGAAGAGUAGUGAACAAAAACGGGCCAUUAAACUCCCUUUUCCGACAAGAAAUAAGAAGAAAGGGCAGCAUGAGAAAAUUUUUGAAAGAUUCUUUGAGAUGUUUAAGAAACUUGAGUUAAACAUUCCAUUCCUGGAGGCAUUGGAACAAAUGCCUACAUAUGCCAAGUUCAUGAAAGACAUCAUCUCCAAGAAAAGGACCACCGAUCGGUAUGAAGAUUCCGGUGGAAAAGAUGGACCGAGGCUCUGUGACUAUUCCUUAGUACAAGAUACACAAAUGACACCCCACUUUGCAGAUCAUUCUGUAAAGAGACCUUACGGGAUAGUAGAAGAUGUGCUAGUCAACAUUGACAAGUUUGUGUUCCCGGUUGAUUUUGUAAUUUUAGAGAUGCCAGAAGAUGAAGAAAUUCCAAUCAUUUUGGGGAGACCAUUCUUAGAGACCGGGAGAUGUUUGAUAGACAUAGAAGAAGGCAUGAUGACUUUGAAGGUCUGUGAUAAAGAUUUAAAAAUUGAUGUGCAAAACACCAUGAAGUACAAGGAUGAUGUUGCCACUAGUCAACACAUUGAGGUGAUUGAUCAAACUGUUAGUAAUGAGAAUGCUUUGAAGUCACAAUAA